AUGGCUGCAGCUCCCCCAAGUUACUGUUUUGUAGCCUUUCCCCCAUGUUCUAAAGAUGGGCUGGUGGUGUUUGGAAAGAACUCUGCACGGCCUAGGGAUGAAGUACAGGAGGUGGUCUACUUUGCUGCCGCAGCUCAUGAUCCAGGAAGCAAAGUUGAGUGCACAUAUAUUGAGAUUGAGCAGGUGCCGAAGACUCAUGCUGUUGUGCUGAGCAGGCCCUCUUGGCUUUGGGGGGCCGAAAUGGGAGCUAACGAGCAUGGAGUCUGUGUAGCUAAUGAAGCCGUCGUGACCAGAGAACCAGCUUCUGAAUCUGAAGCCUUGCUUGGAAUGGAUCUUGUCAGACUUGGCCUAGAAAGGGGUGCAACGGCUAAAGAAGCAUUGGAUGUAAUAGUUGCUCUGUUGGAAGAGCAUGGACAAGGUGGAAAUUAUUAUGAAGAUGGGAGUUCAUGCCAUACUUUCCAAAGUGCAUUUUUGAUUGUGGACAGAAGUGAAGCCUGGAUACUGGAGACUUCUGGAAAGUACUGGGCGGCAGAAAAAAUCACAGAGGGGGUGAAAUGCAUUUGUAAUCAGCUUUCAUUAACUACAAAAAUUGAUGCUGAGCAUCCUGAACUAAGGGAUUAUGUGAGAAGUCAAGGCUGGUGGAACGGAGACUCUGACUUCAAUUUUUCUGAAGUGUUCUCUCUUGCUGAUGACCAUUUAACCUGCUGUUCCGGCAAGGAGAGCCUAGAAAAGCAAGGUGGUGACGUUUCUGCACAAGCUAUGAUUGAUGUCCUGCGUGACAAGGAUAGCGGUGUCUGUGUAGACUCUGAAUCUUUCCUUACUACAGCUAGCAUAGUGUCUGUUCUGCCUCAGGACCCUAGUUUUCCCUGUGUUCAUUACUUCACUGGCACGCCAGACCCUUCAAGGUCCAUAUUUAAACCCUUUAUUUUUGUUGAUGAUGUAAAAUUAGUACCAAAAGUACAGUCUCCUUCUUUUGGCAAUGAUGAUCCCGCUAAAAAGAUACCUCGAUUCCAGGAGAAACCUGAUCGCAGGCAUGAAUUGUACAAGGCCCAUGAAUGGGCCCGAUCUCUUCUUGAGAAUGAUCAGGAUAAAGGCCAGAAGCUGAUGAGGAUUAUGUUAGACCUUGAAAAACAAGGCUUAGAAGCAAUGGAAGAUAUCCUUACUCGUACAGAGGUUCUGGAUCCUGCCGAAGUAGUGGAUCUUUUCUAUGACUGUGUUGACACAGAACUAAAGUUCUUCAAAUAAAGUAAGCAAACACUUCACUUCUUUAGGUACGGACUUUCUGGUACCAGGUAUCGGUGAAUGUGAAAUGUUGGAUCCGAUUCUGAUCCUCUUCCUUCUCUUUUACACUAAGCUAAGGGUGUUCAGAAUUGGGUCCAAAGCCACCCUUCUACCUCAGUGCAUCUGCUCGGAUUGUCUCCAAAGUCCCUUUUCCUUAUGCUACAUUGCAGGCAAUUUUUUUUUUUCAAUUUCACUCUUGCUUGGAAUGGAUUUUAAAUUAAUUUUAUCUCAUUUCAGCUACGGUGGCUAUUGUUAGCCUUUUCUCUGGAAGACUGCAAAGUUCUUCAAGCCUUGACAGAAAGUCUUCACACUUGUGAAUUUGCAGGAAAAACAUUUCUAGAGGAAAAAAUGUUACUUGCUAGCUGUAUCCGGUUAACAAAUUGCUUUCCUGUGUCCAAUCUUGUGGUGUUCCUGUUUGUGUAUGUAUAUAGUGAAAGGAGAAAGUCACUGACUGGUCCAAUUACUGUGUGCAUGCUGGCUAAUUUAGUACAGAAUGUUUAAAUAUGUAUGUUGGGCAACCAAUUAAAGCAAAGAUUAACUUC
Molecule: messenger RNA, 1823 nt
Organism: Charadrius vociferus (killdeer)
Lineage: Eukaryota; Metazoa; Chordata; Aves; Charadriiformes; Charadriidae
Gene: SCRN1
Product: secernin 1
Exons: 7
Coding region: 1-1245 (414 amino acids)
Biological process (GO): proteolysis
Molecular function (GO): cysteine-type exopeptidase activity; dipeptidase activity
Source: RefSeq, a predicted model, not a curated record